AUGUUUCCUCCACAAUCGCCUUCAUUAAGGUCAGUUGGAUCAUUCAACAAUUUGAAGAAAGGCAACAGGUUCGGCACUACUUCAACCACUACAACGAGAUCGAGCUCUCCUAUAAGAUCCGUCUCGUCUCAUUCCGAUGGGCAAUACCAUCACAGUAUAAAGAGUCGUAUUAUUAGAAAUAAUCCAAACAGUAAUCAGCAAACACAUGAAGCCUAUACCGGUAAGAUAAUAGUAGCUAUUAGACCUAAACCAAUAUCCAACAACGAGAAGAAAGUGUGGAAUAUAGUCGAUAAUAAAAGAAUAGCACAUGAUGAUGUUGGCGAGUUCAGAUUAGAUCGGAUCUUCGAUUGUGACGUUUCCAAUUUGGAAAUAUAUUCAGAGCUAUGUAAGCCAUUAAUCGAUAAAUUGGCAAUGGGGUAUAACGCGACUCUCUUUGCGUACGGUAUGACUGGUUCAGGGAAAACGUUUACUAUGAGCGGGACUCAAGAGGAUACUGGGUUGAUUCCAUUAUCGAUAUCACAUUUAUUCAAUACCAUUAAUGAAGAAAAUCUACUGGGGAAAAAAAAGUAUGAAAUGUUGGUAUCGUAUAUGGAAAUUUAUAAUGAGAAAUUGUAUGAUCUGUUAGAUACAAAUGUGGAAGGAGUUAAUUUUGGCUACAGUAGUAAUUUACAGACUCCGCCGAGGUUUGGUAAUAGUUUCAACAGUGCACAAGAUUUGAGGAUACGGGAUGAUGCACAAUAUGGUAUUAAAGUGGUCGGUUUAUCGGAGCACAGGUGUUCUUCAAAGGACGACUUAAUGAAAUGGGUUAGAAUUGGUGAUAAGAAUAAAAAGAUUAGUGAAACAGAAUAUAACUCAAGGAGUUCCAGAUCACAUUCGAUUCUGCUGGUGAGAUUAAUUGCAACUGAUUUGGAAACUGGAAUUGUGACGACAAGUACACUUUCGCUGUGUGAUUUGGCUGGCUCCGAAAAAGCAACAAGUCAACAAGAAAGACGAAAGGAAGGUGCAUUUAUAAAUAAGUCAUUGCUUGCAUUGGGUACUGUCAUUGCAAAGCUAAGUUCAGAAUCUAAUCAGCAUAGAAAUGCAGAUAAUGUUAACCACCAAGAAACCUCUAAUCCAAAUAACAGCCAUAUUCCUUAUCGUGAUUCUAAGCUGACACGUAUUUUACAACCGGCAUUAAGUGGAAAUAGUAUUAUAACCACUAUAUGCACUGUCGAUAUCCGAUCGGAUGCUUCUUCAGAAACAUUGAAUACCCUAAGAUUUGCUUCUAGAGCUAAAAAUGUAUCACUUCAUGUAACUAAAAAGCAAAAUGUCAGUAAGGAUGAAGAAAAAGAUAAACUAAUAUUUACUUUGAUACAACAGUUGGAAGAACAAAAAAAAUUAAUAGAUGAUAUGAAUGUCAAUAAAAUGAGCGGUAAUGUCUUAAAUUUUGAAAAACAUGCGGUACCUUUUGCAAAUGAGAUGGUAGCAAAUGCAAAUAGUGGCCCCAAUAAUAAUAUAGACACAUCAAGAACUGAAAAAAGUAAUAUCGUGGAUCCCAGUUAUGCCCUGUUAGAAAGUGAGAAUAAAGUAUUGAAGUUCAAAUUAGAACAUUGUGAAAACUUGUUAGAUAAAGAUAUUGUAGAGUUACAAGAUCGUCAAAUGAUUAACAUUGUUGAAAUGUUACCAGAUGGUGUAGGUACUCUGUUAGAAAUGAAAUUCCAAGGUCUUGAAUCGCAGAUCAGGCAAUAUAAAUUAUACACAGCAAACUUAGAAAAGAGACUAGCUUCGAAUAAAAAUGAUGAGAAUAGGCACAACAGUGGUUCCAAUAUGGUUAUUCCAAUCAAUAGCGCACAGGGGAGCCGUAUUGCUUCAAAUAACAGCGAUAUAUCCAUGGCUGAUAAUUGUUCUGAAGAAGACCCAUACGACAUAAUUAGGCAUAAGGAAGAGGAGAUAAAAGAGCUUAAGAAAGGGUUAGAACGCAAGGACAAAAUGAUUGAAGCCCUGCAAAGUGCCAGAAGGUUGAGACACCGGGCACUAAAACCACUAGCUGAAGCAAAUUUACUCUACGAAAAUGAGCAAGAGAAUAGAGGAUUUAAUAAUUUAGAAAGAUAG
Molecule: messenger RNA, 2091 nt
Organism: Tetrapisispora phaffii CBS 4417
Lineage: Eukaryota; Fungi; Ascomycota; Saccharomycetes; Saccharomycetales; Saccharomycetaceae
Gene: KIP2
Product: Kip2p
Exons: 1
Coding region: 1-2091 (696 amino acids)
Biological process (GO): microtubule-based movement
Molecular function (GO): microtubule binding; ATP binding; microtubule motor activity
Source: RefSeq, a predicted model, not a curated record